AAUUUUAGAAAUAAAGAAGCAUGCAAUCUAUGUAGUAUUAAUAGUAGUAGUUGUAGCAGUAGUAAUAGUAGACUAGAUCUUUGAUGUGUUUUUUUCUUUUCAUACAUGAAAAUAACGAAAUAAUCUUCUUAUUAAUAUUAAUUACCAGUUGGUUAUUCUAAAUGAUGCUCAAAUAUAUUGAUAGCAUUUAAUCAAUCCUGUAUAUUGUACAAAGUAAACAUGAUCAACAAUAUGGAUAAUUGUCAUUAUUUCAAUGGUUAUUUUCAUGGGAUAUAAAAAAAUGUACUAAAAUGGGAAAUGAGACUAGUCAAACCUCUGGACAAGAGGAUAUUAACAGAAAUGAUAUUAAUCAUAAACGUAGUCAAUCAUUACAACGUGAUUUAACUGAUACAGGAAUUUCUUUAUUACCGAAUUCAUGUAAAAGUCAAUCACAAAUUUCUUUACAUGAAAUAAAUGAUUAUAGUCAAGAUAAAACAAGUUCAAAGUUAACUACAGAUACAUCAACAACUGAAAUAGCUUUACUUAAAACUGUACAAAUGGAAUUAACUGAUGAUGAAAAAGAAUGUAUACAACAAGUAUUAGCUAGAGCACGUCUUGUAGAAAUGAAUGAAGAUAAACGUGUUACAAAACUACAAACUGAACUAAAACAUACUGAGCAAGUUGUUAAACGUCGUGUUUCACUAUCAAAUCAAGAUGUUACAAAGCAAGUUUAUUGUUGUUUACUCUGUGGACAAACUCCAUUACCAGAAGGUCAAUAUUCUGAACAAGACUGGAAAGUAUGUCAUGAUUGUCAGAAUACUCUGUGCCCAAACUGUGUAGUACAGAUUGGUAAAACUGUUGAUUCUGAAGUGUUUUGGUUGUGUAAACUAUGUCAAAAGAAACGUCAAUUGACUGUCAGUUCUGGUAGUUGGUUACAACGUCUUCCUAAAAAUAAAAAUAAUAAACAAACGAAAGAAUUACAGAAAUUAAUACAGAAAACCCAUGGAAUAACACGAACAGCAUCUUAUUCUCAAUAUGAAGAUUUGAUUGAUCAGGUUAGUUUAGAUGAAUCUACAGUGAAUAGUGGUGAUCAAGAUGAACAUGUAGGUGAGGAAGAAAAAGAAGAAGAAUGGAAACAAUUAACACGGAAGGAUAAUACACAAUUUGUAAAAUCUCAUGAACAUUCUAUAUUAAAAAAUAUUCAUCAAAGAAGAACUUCAGAACAAAACAGUAUUAAAGAUAUGGUUAAAUCAACACACCGACUAUAUCAUUCCAUUUAUGAUGAUCAAACUGUAAAUAAUGAAACUAGAAAAGCAUCAGUGGGAAAGAAAUUUUUACGCCUAAAUGAUGCUGUUAUUCAUGAUGAUGACGAUGAUGAUGAUGAUGAUGAUGAUGAUGAUGCUGUUGAUAGGGAUAAUUAUAAAAAUCUAACAUAUCAAAAUCGUCUGCAUUUGUAUUUUACAAAACAAAUUAGUGAACAAUUCAGUGUGGAUAAUGAUGAUGAUGAUGAUAAUAAUAAUAAUGAUAAUGUGUAUGAGAAAGAUGAUCAGAAAUAUGAUCUUGUUAAUUUUCAUGAUAAAAGUAAUGAAUCGAAUCAAAAUGAUCAAUUUAAUGAAACAAUUUUACAUAAUAAUAAAUCAUCAACUAUAGUUCAACAACUACAUCAUGAAGAAUAUUAUGAUGGAAUAAACAUGAUUGAUGAAAUACAAAAAAUUACACUAACUGAUAUUAUGGAUGAAAAACCUUUUGAAAGGAAAAAAUUUGUUCAAUCUACUUAUACAAAUAUUCCUUUUGAUAAUAAUGAUCAAAUAGUUGUUACAUUGUGUACAGUCUCACCAACUAACAUAUUAUCACAACAUCAUACAGAUAGACAACAGUUUAUACCUGAAGAUUAUGCUAUCUCUUCAAUAGAUUAUCGGAAUACUCCUUAUAAUAAUAAUAAUAAUCAAGAACAUUUAACUGAGUCUAAUUCUGAUCAAAUUAUAUUAAAUGAUCAAGAAAAUAUAAUGGAAUCAUUUAAUUUUUAUUCAAUCAAUCAAAAAAAUGAUCAAUUUAAUGAAAAUUUAUUGAUUGAUCAAAAGUUACAACCUUCAUUAAAACAAAAUUCUAAUGAUGAUAUCUCAAUGAAAAAUGUAGAAAAAACAAAAAUAUUUAACACUUAUACACAAUCAUAUGAAGAUCAACCUAAUAAAAUUGGUUUAAUUAUACCACAAUAUAAUUCAGAUGAAUAUAAUGAAGAUAUUAAUACUACUACUACUACUACUACUACUACUAAUAAUAAUAAUAAUAAUAAUGAAACAAAUCACUUAUCUCAAUCUUUGUUCACCGAUCAAGAUUAUGAAAAAUAUUCAAAUCAUUUACACUUACAAUUCAAUAAUCAAUCACGUAGACAAUCAUAUCCAAUAAUUAUUAAUGAUGAUUAUAUAUUAUCAUCAUCUAAUCGAAUUAAUCAACAACAACCAUGUUUAACACCAAAAUCUAAUUAUCUUGAAGAUGUUCAUACUGGUGAUCAUGAUCAUGAUGAUGACGAUGAUGUUAAUGAUGAUGAUAAUGAUAAUGAAGAGAAAUUCAUUCAUUCAUAUUAUGAUCCAUCUAAUUCUUAUCAUUCCAAUAGGUUAUCUAAUCAUGAAAUGAAUUCAAAUCAUUUAAAUUUAUUUUUUCCAUAUAAUUUAAAUGAAUCAUGGGAUUAUGCUGAAGAUUUACGUAAAAUAGAUGAAAAUAUAUAUCAACGUACAAAUAUUUCAAAUAAAACAACUGAUUUUAAUGAUAUUACUUAUGAUAAAAUUAAUAGUAGUAUAUUCAAUGAAAAUGAAAAUAAUAUUAUUCCUACUGCUAUAUCGACAGGAACUAUUAAUGUAACUUCAAUUGAAAGUUAUUAUAUAAAUAAAACUAUACAAUCAUCAAUUAAAGAUCAUGAUAUUAAUUAUGAACCUUCAAUGAAUGAUCAUUAUUUAAAUUGGUUAAAUGAAUUAAAUUCAAAUUAUGUUUCUAUGAAUCAACAAGAUAAUUUAUUGAAUACUAAUUAUAAUGUAAAUAAACAUGAAGAUUAUAUAUCCGAGUGUUCACUAAUGAGUAAUAGUAGUUUACAAGAUACAUCAGUUUCAAAUUCAAUGACAACAACAACAACAACCAUUACUGGCAACAAUAAUAUUGAAUCAACUGAACAAAAUCACCUUUUAUUAAAACGUUGUCCUAAUUUUGAAAAUAUCAGUCGUUUAUCGAAUGAUAAUAAUAAUAAUAAUAUUCAACUAACGGAGAAACGUAGUAGCUUAUAUGAAGGAUUAAUGCAAUUGUCUGAUAUUGUCAAUGAUGAAAAAGAAGAUCUUGAAAUGAACAAUGAUACACCGACAAAAGUAUGGGGUCGAGAAUUUCGUGAUAGACUACAAAUAUCUGAUACAUCUACAUGUUUACCCUCCAAUUUAUUUGAUGAUAUAAAACCGGAAUUGGAAAUAUGGUCCAAUUUAUUUAAUACAUCAGAAAUUGUUGUAGAUACUGCUAGAGAAAUUUCUACACAAUUAAAUUUAUUAAGUACACUAGAAGAGGAUGAUGUAAAAGAAGAAGGAAAUGAAUUGGAAGAGAAAGUAGAAGUGAAUAUUGAAAGACAAGCAGAAAAUAAAAAAGAAAAUGAAGAAAAUCAAACAGAUCAUGAUCAAUAUGAUAAGAAUAAUAAAGAAUUAGUUGAUUCAAGAAGUCAUACGUUUAUAACAACACUUGAUAAUGAUAAACAAGAUGCUUUAAAAGACAAUGAAAUAAAUGAAGAUAAUGAAAAACACGAUAGUAGUUCAUCAAAUCAUUUCACUGCAAAACUGUAUACAACACAUAUAGAAGAUGAUACAGAAUUGCAUGAUCUUGAUAGGAUCUCCACUCAAUUGGAAACUCAAAUCAUUACUGAAGAAAAUGUUAUUUCUGAACCUUAUAAAAAAUUAUAUAAAAAUAAUGUUAUAACUGAUGAAAAUAUCGACCAUUUAAUAUUUUCAGAUACUCCAACUCAUACUACUUAUAAAUCAAAUGAAAAUAAUUCUAUGAUGAUCUCUUAUGAAAAUAUGAAAUUGAAAUAUGAAAGAAAUCAAUUUUCAUAUCCAUCAUACCCUAUUGAUAAACUAAUAGACAAUACUAAACAAAGAGAAGAGAAAUUUAACAAUACAAAAGAAGACUUGAACCAUUCAGACAUAUUAGAAUUCUAUGAACACGUGAUACCAACAAUAAAUUCUCCUAUAUCAUUGGAUAAUAAUUAUACUGCCUAUAUUAAAAGUCCAAAUAAUAUAGAUGAGAAGAAUAGCAAUAUUAAUGAAACUCUCUAUCCUUAUUAUCAAUACAAACAACAACAACAACUACUCAAUGAAAAAGAAGAUAGUCAUUUAGAAUUAACCAAUAAUCAUAAAGAAGAGAUGAAAAAAUCUAAUAGAAAGUUAAAUAAAAAUUUUCUAACCAAUUUUUUAGAUAAUAACUAUGAUUCUUUAAAAUAUUCUAUUGAUCAAUCAUAUUCUAACAAUUCAUUAUAUACAUUGAAUCAAUUUAAUAUUGAAUUACAAAAUGAUAAGAAUAAAACAAUCAGUGAACAAUAUGAUAUUGAUAAAUUAUCAAUAUCAAAUAAAUCAAUAGAAAAAUCAUAUAAUAAUAAUAAUAAUUUAACAACAUUUUCUGAUACUACUCAAAAUUUAUUCACUACUACUAAUACUACUAAUACUAGUACUACUAAUACAGAUACUAUUUAUAAUAUAGUUACACCAAUUUGUAUUGGAAUAAAACAACAAACUAUUAAUAAUUCAUUAUCAAUAACAAAACCAUUUUGUUGUUUUAAUGAAAAAUUAUUAAAACGUGCACAAUUCAUUUUAUCUAAUUCACCAAUUACUAAUGAACCUGAUCCAACUGAUACAUUAUUAGCUUUAACUGAAGACAAUAAUAAUAAUAAUAAUAAACAUUAUAAUAGAUCAAAUUUAUGUAAAUCAUCAAUAAAAAAUUAUUUUCUUUCAUUAUCUUGUCCACAAUCAUUAAGUAAUCAAUUAUUAGAGGAUAAUUAUGAUACUUUAUCAGAAUGUAGUGAUUUUUCAAUUCAUGUACCUAUAACAAAUUCAAUUAUUAAUGAAAAUUCUAUAAAUCAAUCAAAUUUAUCAUUAAUAUCUAAUUUUAAAGAAUUUUAUGCUAAUAAACAUUUAUGGGAAUCAUUACAUUCACCAUGGUAUAUACAUAUAUUAAAACGUAUUACUGAAGAAGCUAAAUUAACAUCAAUACCAGAACAAACAAUAGAUUACAAUAAUAUUCAUACGGAAUAUAUGUCAUCUUCGUCUAGUUCACGUGGUUCAUAUUUUACAAAUCAAAGAAGAAGACCACAUUCUUCUGCUUAUAGUUAUGAAGUAAAUAGUUUAGUAGAUGAUUUUCCUGGAACUUAUGAAAGUCCUAAUUCAUCAUCAUCAAUUAUUUAUUCAAAACAUUCUUAUAAUCAUAGAUCAUUACAUGAUGUAUAUCCGGAUAGAUUUAUUAAAUCAUUUAAUGAUGAUGACAAUUAUCGAAUAAAUUUUAAACCAACUUCAAAAAGUAAUUUGAAAUCUUCAUAUGAUUCACGACCAUAUAGAUCAUAUUCAGAGGCUGGUACAUCACAUCCUCAUUAUCAUCAACAACAACAUCAUCAUUAUCAUCAUCAACAUCAUCCUUAUCAAAAAGAUAAAACUGGUCUAGCAUCAAUUAUUCGUCAUGAUCGUCGAAAUAAGUUAGGAUUAACUCAUCAUUCUUCAAAUCGUUCAAAACACUUAAAAUCAAAUGAUUUUGAAAAUGUUUUACAACAAAGAAUUUUAAAAGAUUCUAAUAGAAAUAUAAAAUCAACAGAAUUUGAUAAACCAAAAGAUUCAGUGUAUUCAACCCGAUUGAAUAAAAAUUAUCAAGAUUAUGAAAUAAAUCAUAGAAUAAAAAGAGGUCAUUUAAGAAGUUAUACACCAACUUAUAAAUCAUUUCAUACUCCACAAACAAAAUGGUCAAAUGAUAAUAAUUUUUUAGAAGUCGGUUCAUAUUUUUCUUUACCUUUAAAUGAUUAUGGUAGAAAGGGAAUAAAACAUUCAAGACCUUCAUUGACUAAUCAACGUUAUGAUCCAUCUAGUAUAGAAUUUUCACUUCAUCAAAAAGUUCCGUCUGAUGAAUGGAAUAAAUCUGAUCAUUUAACUCGAAGAAUUGGAAAUCUAUCCAAAUCAACUGGUCAUUUAAGUCAUUUAGAUGAUUUAAACAAGUUUUCAGGUUCUACUUCUAUGCAAACGUUAAGAGCUCGAUUAGCUGCUGCACAUUCAGAAUUUAAUUUAGACUAUCGUGAAAAUAUAUCGGAUUCAUAUGAAUUACAAAAAUUGGAUAGUAACAAAUUUGGUUCACUUGAUCGUCGAACUGAUUCAAAUGACUUUACAACCCGACAACUAAGACAACAAGUAGAACAACAUCAUCGUCGUUUACUUAAAAGUUUAAUGACUGAUGAACCUUAUGAAUCUAGUUGGCCAUCUAGUUUUUCAAAUUUUGAUCUUCAAGGAUAUUUAAACUCAUACUGUGAUGAAUCGGAAAUGCGACCAACAACUCUUAUUUCAUCUACUUUAGCGCCACCAAUAUUUUCUACAGCUUCAACAAGACUCCCGUUAAGUAUUGAACAAGGUAAAAUAGAUGAAACAAUGAUAGAACCUACAAACUAUACAUCUACAACUGACCAACAGUUUUUGUCAGUACCAAAUAUGUUAAGUACAUCAAAUUUGAAUUCUACCGCUCCAGUAGUAUUGCCAAAUCAGGUACCUUUAACAAAUAAUUUAGUUGACAAUAUAAUGAAUAAUACAAUCAUAAAUCAGCCUACACCAGUCAGUUUAAAUGAACAAAUACCAGUUUCAAAUAACACAUUAAUCGAGCUUAUUAAUAAUCCUGAUUUUAUACAAGCUCUUACAUAUAAUCCAGAACUUAUUAAUCAAAUAAAUUCAAUGUGCCUAGAUCUCGCGCCAGCUGAUUUGAAUCAAGUAACCUUAGCAGCUGUUGCUGGAGCAAUUGCAGCCACAGCUGUAGCUGGUUCUGGGAUGUUAGAUAAUAAUACUACUACUGAUAAUAUUAAUAAUGUAAUUACAUGUCAACCGACUAAUGAACAUAUUAUCAAUAGUCUACUACAAAAUACAAUCGCAUCAGAUCAAAUAAAUAAUUAUCCAAGUACCGGAAAUUUCAUUUCAAAUAACAAUAAUACUGAUCUUAUGAAUAAUGUUUCAUCUAUAAAUUCUACUUAUUUACCAAACAGUCAUAUUAUUAAUGAUAUUAACAGUAAUAAUAACAUUCCAAGAAUGAAUACUUCAUUACCUGAUGGGAAUUCUUGUGUAGACACUAUAAAUCCUGAAUCAAUCGAUAUACUGAUUGAACAAGUACGCAAAUUAUUAAAUGAACAAAACAAAUGUGAUUUGAUUAAUCCGUCAACUUCAAUAAAUAAUACUGUUAUUAAUAAUAACAAUAUCAAUACUACUACUAGUAGUAGUAUACCUUUUAAUAAUCAAUUAAUAUCAUCGUUACCAUCAUCAAUUUAUCAAACAAAUCAAUCAAUAAUGAAUGAAGAUAAAAUACAAAAUCCUGUAGAUAUUUAUUGUAAUAAUUAUCAAAAAUCAUUGAGACAUAUACCAAAUCAAUCAGUUGAUGACGUUAAUAAACAACAAUAUAAUAAAAUGCCUAGUGAAACAAUUAAUAACUGGCUUGGAUUAAGUGAUGAUGAAUGGAAUUAUAAAACUUAUAAAGAUAACACGAAAAAUCCGAAUUCAUGGAUAGAUAACAAUACUACAUGGCCUUCAUUCAAUCCAUUAACUAAUAACAAGCCUAGAUCAGUAAUACAACCUACAAAAUGUACAUAUGAUUUUCCAACCAAACGACUAUUAUUAAUGCGUGAAUCUAAGGAUAGACAUCAAAGAGGGGGCGGGAUUGGUAUGCGCAUAGUUGGUGGACAUAUUCGAUCAGACGGUAAUUUAGGAGCAUUUGUUGAAGAAAUUUAUCCAUGUGGUCCAGCUGAUCAACUUCAUGGAGAGAUAAAAGAAGGUGAUGAAAUACUUGAAUGGAAUUCAAUUCCUUUAGUCGGUAAGACAUUUGAAGAAGUACAAGCUAUCAUUAGUCAAGUUUCUGAAGAAACAGAGUUACUUGUCAGAGCAGAUUAUACCCAAGGUGAUGAUGAGGAUGAUGAAGGUGAAGAUGAUGGUGAAGAAAUAGAAGAUGAAGAAGAUGAUGAAGAUGAAGAGUAUGAUGAAGAAUAUCUUGAUGAUGACGAUGAUGAUGAAGAUGCAACAUCUUUAAUGAAGACUUGUGGUUCAGGAUCAACUGGGAAUAGUGGGCGAACUAAUCGAACACAUGCCUUAUGUCAUCAUCAUGCAGCACAACAUGCAUUAAUGAGUCAAUCAAAAGGUCCACCAAUUUGUCCACAUAUACGUCAGCAUUAUUUAUCUAUGCCAUCAAGUGAUCAUCGUUCAAUAAGUCAAGUUGCACAUAGUUCACAUAAACUACAUUCAACAAAUGAACAACAAAUACAAGAGGAAGAUAUUGAAGAAAGUAGAUUAACAUUGAAUAAUAACACUAUGAAUUGGUUUGAAUCAAAUUCUCCCAAAAAAUCUAUUAAUCAAUCAUCACCAUCAACUGUACAAGAUUCAAAAUGUACUAAACAGUCAAAUACUUCUGAUAGUGAUAAAUUAAAUAAUAGCAGAAGAUCAUCUAAAGGAGGCCGUGUAAAUGGACCACGUGGAAGUCGAUCGUCUAAUAAUGAGAAACAUGAUGAUACAAUAGAAUAUGGUGAGAUUGAAUUAAUACUAACAUUUGAUGAUUAUGAUCAAAGUUUAACUGUACAUGUUGCACGUGCACGUAAUCUUCCAGCGAUGGAUUUAAAUGGUUUAGCUGAUCCAUUUGUAAAAGUAAGACUACAUCCAGAUCCAACGGAAGACCCUGAUUUUAAUCGUCAAACAAAAUAUAUGCCUAAUACAUUAACACCUGAAUGGCAACAGACUGUUGUAUUUAUGAAUUGUAUAAAACGUACAUUGAAACGACGUGUACUUGAAGUAACUGUAUGGGAUUUUGAUCGAUUAAAAACAAAUGAUUUUAUGGGACAAACAAUUAUUAACCUUGGUGAUAAAGAAUACCUAGAUGGUAAACCUCAUUGGUUUAGUCUUCAUGCGUUAAUGCCAGUUGUUAUACCAAUUCCUAAAAAGUCAGUAUCUUCAUCGAAAACUUCAUCUGACAGUUCAAGACAAGCUAAGAGCUCUAAGGACAGUAGUUCUAGAAGAAGUACAGUGAAUAAAUCACCGAAAGAUCAACUUCAGUCUCAAAGAAUGAAUAUAUGACAUUGAAAUACAUCCGUGAUAUAACUCAAUCGUAUAUAUAUAUAUAUAUAUAUAUAUACUGACUAGAUAAUUAAUAGGUUUAUGUCUGUCUAAUUGAAUCCAACUAUUGUUUCUUUCUAAUAUAAGCAUACAAUAUUGUAUACUUGCAUAAUAUACAUAUAUCAGCUUCUCGAAUAAUACUGUAAUAAAUAUCAUGAAUUAUAUGGUUAUGUUGAACUUUAAUAUGAUUAUAAGAAAACCUUCAAUUUUGUCAUCAUCAUCAACAUCAUUAUCAUCACCAUCAUCAUUAUCUAUAAUAUAUUCUAUCUUCUUUACAUUCCAUUAUUUUGUCUUAUGUAUUUAAUUUCAACUAUUAUUACGAUUACUAUUACUAUAUAUGACAAUUUUUUCUUCUUCUGAUUAUUGCAAUAACAGAUCAUAAUUGUUAAUGAAUCAAGACAUUUUUUUCACUUUAUUGUUUAUUAUCUUCAAUAUUCUGCGGUGUUAUACAUCGGUUAUUUUGUUUGUUUGUUUUUGUUUUUUGAAAAACGACUACUUUAUGAUCUCAUACUAAACUGAUAUUUAUUUAUGUUUAUAUUCGAUUACUGUUAGAUAAUAUGAAAUGAAUAUAUAUACAUAUAUAUAUUUGGAAAAACAGAGAUUUUUAAAACAAAUAUAUAUCUUUUUAUAAUGAGACUAAAUAUUUUCGGUUUGUUUAAAUGCUCCUCAUCACUUUCACCUCUCUUGUACCCAUCUACCUAUUGACUUAUAUUUUUCACUCAAAAGAAAGCAAAGUUGUAUAUAAUGUAGAAGUUUAGAAUUUAUAUAUAUAUAAAACCAGAUAUAUAUAUAUCCUGAAUUGAUUAUGUAUAUGUAAUAUUCUCUUUUUUCCUGACCACUUUACCCCAUAUAUCUUUUCGUGUAAUGAACAGUCUCUAAAAGAAAAAGUGGGUAGAUCAAUUAAAAAUGUGUGUUUUAAUGCAACCAAAUUUUGUGGGAUUUUUUUGGCAACAAUGGAUAAUUGAAGUUAAAUAGUUUAUGAUGAAUUUGUUAAGAAUUAUCUAGAAGUAAGC
This is a messenger RNA of Schistosoma spindalis, 10339 nucleotides long. The record is from the annotation of a GenBank genome assembly. NCBI's taxonomy places the organism in Eukaryota, Metazoa, Platyhelminthes, Trematoda, Strigeidida, Schistosomatidae.